CCAUCAUCCUUCACAUCAAGCAGCCGCUCGCAGCCUGGCCGCCAGCAUGCCGCCGCUGCUGCACCCGCUCCUCUUCGCCGGCCCCGGCGCCGCGCUCUACCCGCUGCUCGAGGCGCGGCACGGCGCGUCCAAGUGCACGCUGCCGCUGCUCAACCGGCCGCUCGUGGCGCAUGCGCUGCAGGCGCUGUGCACCGCCGGCCUGCGCGAGGCGUCGCUCUUUGUGCGCGCCGCAGAGCACGAGAGCGUCAAGAAGGCGCUUGGUGCAGUGCAGCUUGUCGGCAGCGAGGGCCUCGUGGCGGUGCAGACGCACGACGGCGCGGCAGCGCGCGGCGGCGCAGACGUCUUCAGCGUCGAGCUGCUGCCGCUCGGUCCGCACGACAAGGCGUCCGGCGUCGCGGCUGUGGAAGGAGAAAUGCGCGAGACGGAGACGCCCGGCACGGCCGAGCUGGUGCGGUGGUACGGCAGUCUGGGCCGGAUCCAGGCGGACCUGCUGAUCCUUCCGAUCGACUUCCUUGCGCCCUCGAGCACGAUCUUGGAGCUCAUCUCGGCGCACCUGAAUGCGAGUGCCGCGACCGAGGGCGCGCCGAGCGCCAGCGUAGUGCUGUACGAGCGCGGAGCGGGCGAAGGGCUGGGCAAGGACCGGGAGAAGGAAGUCGACACGCUCACGCUGCGGCGCUCCUUGCUGGCACACUCGCCGCGCGUCAAGCUCAGCACCAAUAUGCUCGACGCACACGUCUACAUCCUCGCACCCGAGCCGCUGCUGCAGCUGCUGCAGGCGCGGCACGAGCUGACGUCGCUGCGGGAACAUGUGCUGCCGCUGCUGGCGCGCACCAGCUGGCAGACUGGGCUGCUGGAGAAGGCGCUGGGCGCUGAACAGGCAGAUAAGGCAGCCCCAGCCGAGACAGAAGAAGACAUGAGCGCCAAGUGGCGCGACGAGGCCGUGUCGAGAAGCACCGUGCUGCUCGUCGAUGCCAAGGAGCGAUUGGCCGCGGGCGCACCUGCGUCUGCCGGCAAGAAGACAGAAACGAAGCUGCGGAUACAGGCUCUCGUGCUCCGCCUCGCAAAAGAGGCCUCGAGCGAGUCGGGCGCAGCAGCGAAGGAGGGCACCGAGUUCGUCGCGAGAGCCAACACCGUGCCGACGUUCUUGGAGUGCACGCGCUUCCUGCAACGCCAGCAAGCGACGCCGAGCUCCUCAUUCGUGCUGCCGUAUCUGCCCUCGUCCGCCUCGACACAAGCAUCAGCGCAAGUCUCGCCCGACACACACCUCGCCGCCAACGUGACGCUGGGCGAGCGAUGCGCCAUCAAGCGCUCUGUGAUCGGCGCCGGAUGCAUCAUCGGCCGAGGCGCCCGUCUCACGGGCUGCGUGCUGUUCGACGGCGUCGAGAUCGGCGAGAACGCACGCCUGGAGAACACAAUCGUGGCGGCGCGUGCCAAGAUCGGCGACCGAGCCACGCUGAAGGACUGCGACGUGGCGCCGGACGCUAUCGUCGCGGCCGACGCGAGCAAGAAGGUGGAGAAGAUCCUGCAUGAGGAGGAGGAGGGCGAGGAGGAGGGUGACGGCGAGCAAUGAUCACACCUUGCCAGAC
Messenger RNA from Tilletiopsis washingtonensis, 1586 nucleotides. RefSeq lists its product as hypothetical. The transcript is spliced from 5 exons. Gene Ontology annotation, cellular component: guanyl-nucleotide exchange factor complex; eukaryotic translation initiation factor 2B complex. Gene Ontology annotation, biological process: cytoplasmic translational initiation. The coding region runs from base 47 to 1570 and encodes 507 amino acids. Gene Ontology annotation, molecular function: guanyl-nucleotide exchange factor activity; translation initiation factor activity. The record is from RefSeq and is a predicted model, not a curated record. NCBI's taxonomy places the organism in Eukaryota, Fungi, Basidiomycota, Exobasidiomycetes, Entylomatales.